Quercus lobata is the source of this 732-nucleotide messenger RNA. RefSeq lists its product as uncharacterized. The record is from RefSeq and is a predicted model, not a curated record. The coding region runs from base 1 to 732 and encodes 243 amino acids. The transcript has a single exon. NCBI's taxonomy places the organism in Eukaryota, Viridiplantae, Streptophyta, Magnoliopsida, Fagales, Fagaceae.
AUGGAUGAGAUGAAGGAGAAUAUGAAGAGGACCAACCCUGUAGAAGACUUGGUUCACAGAUCUGACUCCCCUUUUGUGCCUUCCAUCAAUGCUCACCCUUUGCCACCCAAGUUCAAGAUGCCUUCCUUAGAUUCAUAUGAUGGGACGCGAGAUCCGUUUGACCACAUUGCCACCUUCAAAACUACUAUGCACCUUCAAGGGUUUCCGGAUGAAAUAAUGUGCAGAGCUUUCCCUACUACCCUUAAAGGACCCGCACGAGUGUGGUUCAGCAAAAUACCUCCGAGCACAGUAACGUCCUUCGAGGAGUUAAGCAAGUUAUUUGUCAACAAUUUCAUCGGAGGACAGAGGCACAAGCGUUCCUCGUCUAGUUUGUUGACCAUAGAACAAGGGGAGAAUGAAAGUUUGUGGUCCUUCAUUACGCGGUUCAACAGGGAAGUGUUAGCAGUGGACGAGAUGGAUGACAAGUUCCUUCUAGCGGCUUUCCACAAUGGGGUUCACUCUGACUUGUUCAUCCACAAGCUAUAUGAGCAAGAGCCUCAGACCAUGGCUGAACUCGUCCAUUCAGCCCAAAAUUUUAUGAAUGCGGAAGAUGCUAUCAUAGCCAAGAAGAGGAAGAGAGUUGAGAAAAUGGAUGCUAACCCCACUCGCCAUUCAGAACAAGAUCCUCGUCUUAAAAAGGGACGAACGGAAGACAAGAAGGAUCGAGACAGGAAGGCAGACCCCUUAGCAUGA